UGAUGCUUCUCAAAAAUCAUCGUUUUUCAAAAUAGUACAAAUUCAAACUGGAUUGCAUCAGCUUGAAAUACACAAUACAGUCUAUAGCUGCCGGUUCCGGUAUGGCCUUUAAUUGAAUCGCAAAGCAGAAAGGCGAAAACCAUGGCGGCGGUCUUGUUGGCGAGAUUGUACUUUCGCUGUGUUGUACGCUUUUCUGACCGAGAGUACAAGCGCUGAAGGAAUAAUACCGUGGAAAUCGAAACCGAAAGAAAAAUGAGCCACUCUAGUGAAUCUAGCGAGUCAGAUGACGGUGGAGACGAUCAGGAAGGGUCUUCUUUCUCGGAAACGAACAUCGAGGAUGCUCUGACUUCUUUCAGAGAGCAAUGGCAACGUGAAUUAGAGAUAUCACCCAAAAGGGAUCGACCAAGAACACAGUCCACAAAGACAGUUAAAGUUGAUGUUUCUAAUUCUAACGACGAAGAGUCCAUUGAAAGCAAGGCAAGAAAUUUGUUCCUGAAAGGAAUUGAAUAUGAGGAAAGAAGGAAGUUCUAUGAAGCAAUUCAAUUUUACAAACGAGCUGUGUUAUUAGUUCCUGACAUUGAGUUACGUUUAUACGAAUCAACUAAAGUAAAAUCAAACGAUGAUAAUCACGAAGGAUAUGACAAUGACAUAAACAACAUUGGUGAAAAUGCUGAAAAUCAUAACGAAGAAGAUGAAGAAGAAAGCGAUUUAUUUGUUAAAUUAUGCAAAAUUGUAAAUCAAAAUAAAUGCGUUUGUUUCCCUAAAUUUGAACAAACUACAACACAUAUUUCUGCCUUGCCUAUGGAGAUAGUGCUUUAUAUCCUAAGAUGGGUUGUAUCUUCAGAACUUGACUUGAGAUCUCUUGAAAUGUUCUCCAGAGUAUGUCGUGGAUUUUAUAUAUCUGCAAGAGAUACCGAAAUCUGGAGACUUGCCUGUGUUAGAGUAUGGGGUGUAAAUUGUGGAACCUAUGCUCCAAAAUAUCAAUCAUGGAGAGAUAUGUAUUUACAACGGCCUAGACUAAGAUAUAAUGGAUGUUAUAUUAGCAAAACCAGCUACAUUCGUGAUGGUGAAAAUAGUUUCCAAGAUCGUUUUUAUAGACCUUGGCAUCUGGUGGAAUACUUCAGGUACCUGAGAUUUUUUCCCGAAGGAAGAGUUUUGAUGCUAACUUCAACCGAUGAAGCCCAAAGUUGUGUAAAUUUUUUAAAAUAUCGCACUCCACGGAAUCCAUCGGUUCUUAUUGGUCAUUAUAUAUUACGCGAUAAUUGUGUUAUUCUAAUGCUCAAGAAACAGGAAAUAAAAGGAGUUAGUACAUAUAGAAAGAAGAAGAAAGAAACUAUGCAUGAUAGUGGGGAACAAACAUUUCAUAUUGAAUUUGAAAUUCAGGAUCAUCAUAGACGGUUAAAUUCGCAAUUGAAAUGGCUGAGUUACACUAUAUUUACAAAAUAUAGAAAUGGACAUGAAGCGAAAAUGUGUUUAAAGGAACCAUCUGUAAGAGAAUGGAGAGUAUCGGCUAUUGGCGGGCGAUACCCGUCGCUUAAAUUUAGCAGAGUUAAAAGUUAUACUCAAGAAAGUGAAGCUCCUUUACAAUAAUUGUAAUUGAACGCAAAAUUAUUAAUCACCUGAAUUAUAUAAGAGUACCUACAUAAUGGAACUGAAAUUUAAGAGAAGACUAUAUUCUUCAAGCGAACGUUAAAUCUUGUACAGAUCACUCUUGAUGUACAUUCAGAGUAUGCACGUUAAUGUUACAUUUUUCCGCUUAUAAAAAUGUAUUGUAAACAAGUUCUAAUGAAAAAGAUACUUUAUUCUUAAUUUAUUAUCAAAGUAUUUCUUAAAUAAUUUUUAUUAACCUACUGUACAAUUCUAGCGUUACAGUUUUCUCUUAAAUUCUAUCUACAUUAAUUGUAGGUGAUACGUACUGAAUGAUUUAAAAUUUAAUAUAUUGUUUACUAUGCACUUCUACGGUGCCUUAUAUGCUUUUAACAUAGGUGCUUUUAUUUUAAAAUAUACUAAUUGAUCACUUUUUUAUUUAUUUAUUAAUUAUGAAAUUUUCAAUAAAAAUAACGUCGGAGAUAAAUAAUUUUAACGCAAUACAUACAUAUAUAGAUAAUUAAUUUCGAUCAGACUAUAAGCUACUGCAGCAUGCAAUUUAUACCAACGAUCAGAUCCGCAAGGACACUUUCAUACGCGAUAUGGUACACUAAAAAUAUAUUUAUCUAGCACGCGUACUAUCUAUUGAUAAAUUUUCUCUUCAGAUAAAAUAUUUCAUUCUUCGAGACAUUCUUGCGGCUCUGCUCUUUGCGAAUUUCAUAUAGAACUUUAUCAUAAACGUAUACACUCAAUCAAAGUACGUGAAAGAAACGAAAACACGAUUAAUAUACAUAUAUUAAUUAAAUUUAUACCAUUUACUUUCUAAUUGUAAGAUCUAUCGAUUGUGGAUACCAGGUUAAUCUAUGCCUGUAUAUGCAAUUUCAAAUGUAAAUGAACGGAUUGUGCAUUCUUCGUUCCCGAUACCUCUAUAUGGGCGAUGAAUUUACGUAUGAAUAAUCGAAACCCCUAUGGAAUUAAAUGAAUUCCAAUCGAUAUUUUGGGAUAGUUUUAUUCGUUUACACGAGUGGUAUCGACAUUGAGAAACGAUGUGUGUCUAAUUAAAGGAACGAAUGUCCGGGAACACAUCUUAUAAAUUAUUGCGGAUCUUAAAUUCUUAUAAUCACAACAAUAAACGUAUUUUUGAUGUGCUUA
Molecule: messenger RNA, 2739 nt
Organism: Bombus pyrosoma
Lineage: Eukaryota; Metazoa; Arthropoda; Insecta; Hymenoptera; Apidae
Product: F-box only protein 9
Exons: 7
Coding region: 253-1590 (445 amino acids)
Biological process (GO): SCF-dependent proteasomal ubiquitin-dependent protein catabolic process
Cellular component (GO): SCF ubiquitin ligase complex
Molecular function (GO): protein binding
Source: RefSeq, a predicted model, not a curated record